AGAGGUAACCUAACCUAAAACUAACCAAACAUUUCAUGAUCACAAAACAUCUCAGAAAUCAGCUAAAACCACGAAAAAAUCCUAUAAUCACCAAAGGUUUCUGCCCCCACGUCCACGAUUUGUAUGUUUAUGCGAAAUGGAAAUAGAUAGUGACAUGUCCAACACCAUAAAAGUGGGUGAUUUUGUGGUCGUCCAAAGACAGGGUUACACCAAAUUACACAAAGUGAAAGCACACAGCAGGCUGAUCUUGGGAUCUUUCAACAUAGAAAUGGACAAUGUAAUUGGAGAAAAAUAUUAUGAUACUUUCCAGAUGAAAAACAUGCCAGGCAACCGGAAAUUGUACACAGUGGAAAAGGUAGAACAGACAAAUUCUGCCGUGGAAAGCCUUAGUAUAGAACAGUCAGGGGCAGACAACAGGCACAUACCAAACAAUGCAGAAUCUCAAGGCUUAACAAAAGAUGAUAUUGAUAAGCUCAAAGAUGAAGAAUUGAGUUCUAAUAUAAUAGUGGAACAGCUGAUAAGCAACUCAAAGACAUUCAGUUUGAGAACAGGUUACAGUCAAGAGAAAUAUAUAAAGAAAAAAGAGAAAAAAUACUUUGAGUACAUACAAAUUAAGAAGCCAAGUAUAAGGAUCAUGGGGCAAAUGUUUUAUAGGCAAGAUCCAACAAAAACUCUUGGAAUCAGGAUUGAUGAUCUAUCACAAAUUCUAACCUAUGCCAAUAUUCAUCAAGAAGGCAAUCAUUUGUUGUAUGACAGUGGAACAUCAGGAUUGAUGCCUGCUGCAAUAACAAAUUCUAUUGGUUCCCAAACCACAGGGUGUCUAAUCCAUAUGCACCCUGGAAAUGAAUGUCAAAAAAAUGGUUUUGUAGCAAUGCAAUUCCCAAUUGAACAAGCAGAAAGGUGCAUCAAUGUCAACUUAUAUUCUGUACUGAGAUGUUACUAUCAACAAAAAGACAGCUUCAGUGAUUCCAGUGAAACAAAAAGUGAUACAAACACAGACCAAAACUUGGAAAAUGGUGCUAAAAACAAUGAGGAAAGUGAACCAACAUCAAAGAAAGCUAGACUGGAAGAACCUAAUCAGAAAAAGUCUUGGCAAUUGGACAAUGAAAGAGCCUGUAAAAUCCUAGACCAAAAAGUAGAUUCUCUCAUUGUAACAGCAAAAGAGCACCCUGUGAAUAUAGUGAAAGCUCUUCUGCCAUUCUUGAGAGGCAAUAGAAGCCUAGUGGUGUUCAGUUUGCUGAAGGAACCUUUGCAAGACCUGUACUUCUACUUGAAAAGCAGAGUUGAUAUUGUUUCUAUUAAAUUGUCAAAUAAUUUCAUGAGAGAUUAUCAGGUUUUACCAGAUAGGACUCAUCCAGAAGUUAAUAUGAAUUAUGGUGGUUAUAUUUUAACAGGCUUCAAAUUGAUCUGUUAAGUAUAUCAAAAUAAAUAUAAUGUUUUG
Phaedon cochleariae (mustard beetle) is the source of this 1441-nucleotide messenger RNA. The record is from the annotation of a GenBank genome assembly. NCBI's taxonomy places the organism in Eukaryota, Metazoa, Arthropoda, Insecta, Coleoptera, Chrysomelidae.